CUUUUUUCAUCUUAUAAGGUCAAGAUACUCAAUCUUUUGAAAUAUUACUUUCUGGUGUGUAAAACACGAAACACAUUUGACACUUCCCAAAAUUCAUCUUACAUACACACUCUUUCCAUCUUUCUCUCUUCCUCUCACGUUUUAAGUGUAAUUCUUUCAUCUCGUUCCGUCCCUUAUGUAGAUGAUUAUUUCGAUGGUGGAGUAUGUAUGAUAGUCCAUCUUACUAUACAUACUACCCGUCAUGCACCUUGCCCCUUCUGUCGUUGACGAGUUUUGUUUCUUUCAUGAAACAGAAGACUUCUUCCUAUUUAUCGUGACAAAUAAGUAGGAAAGCAACAUUCGAUUCGUUUCUUUGACGUUCUUCAAGACUACGAAAUUUCUCGUUACACAUCUUUGGAGAGAAGUGAUUAUUUCAUGAAGUAUGAAUAAACCGACUUUUAAAACGAUUGAAACCGGUAGCAUCUUGAAAAAAGAUCUCCACGUCCUCUAUAAACUGCCAUCAUGAACAUGUCCAUUCUUGCCCUGGCUGUUUUCGCAUCCGUCUUCCUUCUGGUAAACAGUUCAGUUUUACCCCACGGUGAACACUAUGGUGAACACUAUGGAAAAGAAGGCCACGAUGAAGCCCACAAAGGUGUAGCUUCUGCUGAACACGUAGCAAACAACGCCUACUCUGAACACGGUGAAGACGGUGUGAAAGCCGCCUACGACGUUGGUUACCGCAACCAUGAACACGAUCACGUGGACAACUAUGGACACCAUGAACAUGACGAGGACCACGACAAACACAAGGACGACAUGUUGGAAAAAUACGGAAACUUUGUUGCUCACGCUGGCCACAAUGCAUACGGUGGUGAACACAGUGCUGUAGCUGGACACGCUGAUGCAUACGGUGCUGAAGGUGGACAUGCUGCAUAUGCUGGUCCCGGUUUUGAUGGACGUGUAGGUUUCGGAGGUUUUGGCGGAUACGGUUUCGCUGGUCGUGGUGCUCUAGCAGGUCACGGUGGCCUUGCCGGUCACGGUGGCUUUGCUGGUCACGGUGGUGUUGUUGGUCACGGUGGUGCUGUUGGUCACGGUGGUGUUGUUGGCCACGGUGGACUUGCUGGGCACGGUGGAUACGGCUAUGGCGGUUUAGGUUAUGGUGGAUAUGGUUAUGGUGGACAUGGCUACGAUGGACAUGCUCUUGCAGGAAACGGUUUUGCUGGUCAUGGCUUUGAUGGAUAUGGCUAUGGACAUGGCCAUUAUUAAACAUGACUUUUAAAAAAAUGAGAACUCCCUAAUUCUAAAGAAAAAUACCAAUAAUUAAUACAAUUUGUUGCUGUUUGUAAUUAAAUAAACGUAAAAUUACUGUCAAUGU
Molecule: messenger RNA, 1354 nt
Organism: Octopus bimaculoides (California two-spot octopus)
Lineage: Eukaryota; Metazoa; Mollusca; Cephalopoda; Octopoda; Octopodidae
Source: RefSeq, a predicted model, not a curated record